Messenger RNA from Suillus plorans, 429 nucleotides. RefSeq lists its product as uncharacterized. Lineage: Eukaryota; Fungi; Basidiomycota; Agaricomycetes; Boletales; Suillaceae. The record is from RefSeq and is a predicted model, not a curated record. The transcript has a single exon. Bases 1 to 429 code for a protein of 142 amino acids.
AUGGACAUUUCGAUGAAAAGGCUUUCGUCGUCGGUCCUCACAAGUUCCUUUGCGGCAGCGACUCUCCGGCAGCAGCAGCACGACGACUACGACUACGACUACGACCUCAACCUCAACCACGACCACGACCUCGCAGUUGCCCAUCUCCCCGCUGCAACCAGGUGUUUGCUGUUGGUGUUAUCGUAUAGUCAAGGUCAUCAUCCACGUUGCGCCCGAUCCCAGUCAACCUUCCGCUUCUUGAUUGCUGCAUCGUACCGUACCUUCGUUCACCUCCUGAUGUGGAAACAUGUUCGGGGGCGAUACGGACCGGUGGUUCAGCCAAAUGAGAAGCCGUACAGGAUUACUGCCUUGGACCCUCAAGCUUUCAAGCUUCAAGCUUCAGGCCUGUUGCUUGGCAUUGCGCCUUCUCCAGGACUGACUCGAGCUUAG